Molecule: messenger RNA, 1720 nt
Organism: Manis javanica (Malayan pangolin)
Lineage: Eukaryota; Metazoa; Chordata; Mammalia; Pholidota; Manidae
Gene: CDX1
Product: caudal type homeobox 1
Biological process (GO): anterior/posterior axis specification; embryo development; regulation of transcription by RNA polymerase II
Cellular component (GO): nucleus
Molecular function (GO): DNA-binding transcription factor activity, RNA polymerase II-specific; RNA polymerase II transcription regulatory region sequence-specific DNA binding
Source: RefSeq, a predicted model, not a curated record
UUCAGGUGAGCCGCGCUCGUCGGGGCGGCCGGCAGCGGCAGCUCCAGGGCCCAGUAUGCGCGGGGAGGCCCGCGGCCACCAUGUACGUGGGCUAUGUGCUGGAGAAGGGCUCUCCCGUGUACGCCGGCCCCGCCAGGCCGCCGGGUCUCGGCCUGGGCCCGCAGGCCUACGGCCCCCCGCCCCCGCCCCCAGGGCCCCCGCAGUACCCCGACCUCACCGGCUGCCCGCACGUGGAGCCGGCCCCCGCGCCCCCUGCGGCCUGGAGCGGACCCUUCUCUGCGCCCAGGGACGACUGGGCCACCGCCUACGGCCCGGGCCCCUCGGCCCCCGCCUCCAGCACAGCCCCGCUGGCUUUCGGACUCUCCCCGGACUUUAGCCCGGUGCCCGCGCCCCCUGGGCCCGGUUCGGGUCUCCUGGGGCAGCCCCUUGGCGGCCCGAGCGCGCCGUCCUCACCCGGAGCGCAAAGACGGACGCCCUACGAGUGGAUGCGGCGCAGCGUGGUGGCCGGAGGCGCUGGUGGCAGCGGCAAGACCCGGACCAAGGACAAGUACCGUGUGGUCUACACUGACCACCAGCGCCUGGAGCUGGAAAAGGAGUUCCACUAUAGCCGUUACAUCACCAUCCGGCGGAAAUCAGAGCUGGCUGCCAACCUGGGUCUCACAGAACGGCAGGUGAAGAUCUGGUUCCAAAAUCGGCGGGCAAAGGAGCGCAAAGUGAAUAAGAAGAAGCAGCAGCAGCCGCCACAGCCACUGCCACCAGCCCAUCAAGUCACGCCUGCCCCAGCAGGGCCUCCCCUUGGGGGCCUGUGCCCCAGCUCUGCCAGCCUCCUGGGUGCCACCUCCCCAAUGCCUGUCAAGGAGGAGUACCUGCCAUAGCUGCCUGCCCAGCCUUGUGAGCUGGGGGCCUGGAGGCCUCGGAUGCUGGAUAUGUGGUUCCCACUGGAGCCCAGGAAGCCUCAUCUAAGUCUCAGUUCCACCACUGACCUUCUGGGUAACCUUGGACAAAGCCACCCGGCCCCUGCAUCCUUUGGCCUAUGCAGUGAGCCUUUAAAGAAGGACCUUCUCCAGCCCCUGUGUUCUAGGCCUCAGGGGAAUAAGAGAGCUCAGGGUUAGAGGUUUCAAUCUCCAGAGGACUGGGUGAGGGGGCCAAGAUAAAUCCCCAGGCACCACCUCCUCCUCCACAGGUUCAAGGGUGGGAGGCUGCUGGGAUGCUGUAGGCACAGGACUGCCUGUUGAGAAAGGUGAUGGAGCUUAGAGAGGAUGGAAUGCUUGGGGACCGUGCCCCAAGGAGGAGGAAUGUGGCGAGCUCACACCUGCCUCCUCCUCCUGCAGCCUCACCUCUACCUGCCCCCAUCCUAACAGGACCUGAACCCUCUCCAGCCUGGAUGCAAAGCACAGAGCUCACAGGACUGGGCCUGAGUGACAGGCUCUGAUACCCGUCCCUUUCUGGUUGCAGAGCCACAUACCCUCACAAGCGUUCUCAGUGGGGCCUCCAGAUGGGGAGAGGCCCCUGGAGGGGCACAGAGGGGUGGAGUCCACCCUGCCAAGUUUCUGCCACCCCACCAGGCUGUCCCAGGCCCCAGGGAACCCCUUACAGGCUUUCUGUGGACCAAGCAGAGCUCAUGGCUGGUCAAGUAUUGUUUAUAGAGUGGAAACCCUUGGAUGCAGUUUCAAGAAUAAAUUUUUUCUCUAUUUAAAAAUGUAUAAAAAUCAUUAUGCAC